This is a messenger RNA of Magallana angulata, 1515 nucleotides long. RefSeq names its product transmembrane protein 241-like. Gene Ontology annotation, cellular component: Golgi apparatus. The transcript is spliced from 17 exons. Gene Ontology annotation, molecular function: antiporter activity. The record is from RefSeq and is a predicted model, not a curated record. NCBI's taxonomy places the organism in Eukaryota, Metazoa, Mollusca, Bivalvia, Ostreida, Ostreidae. Bases 228 to 1328 code for a protein of 366 amino acids.
CAGCUGUUUCUUUUUCCCGUUUUGGGUUCAUGUUCUAUCCCCCAUCCUCCUCAAUUUUUAGUGACUACAUCGAUGGCAAACGAAUAGGUGUUGCUGAAAACAGAAUCAAGCCUAAAUUAAAAAUGGAAACUUCCACCAAAGUUUGAACAACAGAGCAGGAUAUUUUGAGAGAGGAUAAGGGAGAUAACUAUGAGCUGACAGUAGUGUGUCCGGACAGGUAGGGACCAAUGAUGCUAGCGGUUAAGGGGGAGGAUAGGAAAAUGGCAUCAUCCAUAGGAAUCUAUGCCAUAUUGUUUGUCCUUACAAACUUUGUAAACAAGUAUGUUCUCUCAGUUCUGGAAUUCAAAUACCCAACUGUGUUUCAAGGAUGGCAGACUCUGGUUGGAUUCAUUGUGCUCCGUCUUCUUGUCAUUACAAAACAUGUCCCAGCAAUGCUGACAGACACUCAAAGGUCAGACUGGGUUCGGUGGAUACCAGGCAUGAUGUUGUUUGCCGGCUCUGUUUACUCGGGUUCUAAAGGUCUGGCUAACCUGCCAGUGCCUGUGUUCUUUGCUCUCCAAAACUUAUCUUCAGUCAUUGUGUGUGGGGUCCAGAUGAUCAUUACUCAAACACUCAUUAUUUACAAUAGGCCAUUAAUGUAUUUUGAGCUCACAAGCUUUUUCACCUACUGUAUGAUGAUGUUGACAGUCAUAUCUUCUGUGGUCAUCAUCCACAGUGAUCCUCAGUUUAACCAACAAGGAUAUAUAUGGGUUGGAUUACACAUCGUAUUUACAGGGGGGCUACAAAUUUAUUCAAAGUUGUCAACAGGGAGAUUACAAGCUAGUUCUUUAGAAAAGCUAUAUUGCAAUUAUAUUUACUGCAUAGUUUUGUUUGCACCGUCCAGUUAUUUGAUUGGUGAUGCACUAGAAGCAGCCAGCUUUCCUUAUCUGUAUUUUUCAAAGUUCUGGUUUGGCUGCAUUCUAAGUGGCGUGUUUGGUGUUUUAUUAAGUUUACAUUCCAUAAACUUACAAGAAAAAGAAUUGGGACCAGUAAAUUUUGCCAAAGUUCAAGGCUGCUCAAAGAUUUUAGCUUCCUUCUUGUCAUAUUUGGUGUUCAGUGACUUCUAUACAGCAAACUUUGCAAUGUGGAUUUUAAUAAAUUUGUUGGCUGGACUCAGUGUAGAAGAUUCUCGGCUAUGUACAACUGACAAAGAGGAUUCUGAAGAUUCUAGCCAUUACAAUGGUACCAGUACACUUCUGCCAACAAGUCGACAUAAUGUUCUCUUUGAGGAUUACAUUAAGGAGGAUAAAGAUUACAUUGACGAUUUUACAGGACCAGACGACCUUUGAGAUUCAUAUGAACUUUUUAUUAUCUGUACAACCAUUACAAUUUUGUUAAAACUACUGUUGUCGUUUUUAUUCCGUUGUAACUUGUUAUUCAUUAGAAUAAGUAUGUAAUACUAUGUGCAAUAUUAAAAUCAUGGAUUUGUAGAAAAAUACAUUUAUGUUAUUCUUUGAAUAAAGGAUUUAAUUUAUA